AUGUCUUACCGCCGCGACGACGAUGACAACACCGGCUCGGGGGGCCGCUCCGGAGGCACUGAUUCCUAUGGCUCAUCUGGUCGAGGCAACGACAGUUACGGCUCCUCUGGCCGUGACGAUGAUUCGUACGGAUCUUCUGGCCGAGGCAAUGACGGUCUAGGCUCAUCUGGCCGCACCGGCGGAGGCGACUCGUAUGGAUCCGGAGGAGACUCUUACGGCUCCAGCGGUCGCACCGGCGGCGGCGGCGACUCGUACGGUUCCGGCGGCGAUUCCUAUGGCACCAGCGGCCGCAAGGGUGGCAACGACUCGUACGGCUCCGGAGGAGAUUCAUACGGCUCUAGCGGUCGCACCGGGGGUACCGACACAUACGGCUCCAGCGGCCGCACCGGCGGCAGCGACUCGUACGGCUCUGGGGGAGACUCAUACGGCUCCAGUGGUCGCACUGGUGGCAGUGAUUCUUACGGAUCUAGCGGCCGCACUGGCGGCGGCGAUUCGUACGGCUCUGGGGGAGACUCUUACGGAUCCAGUGGUCGCACAGGUGGCGGCGACUCAUACGGAUCCAGCGGCCGCACUGGCGGCGGCGAUUCGUACGGCUCUGGGGGAGACUCUUACGGAUCCAGUGGUCGCACAGGUGGCGGCGACUCAUACGGAUCCAGCGGCCGUACCGGUGGCACCGACACGUACGGCUCUGGAGGAGACUCGUAUGGCUCUUCAGGCUACGGCAGUGACAAAAAGCAAGGUGGCAGCGACAGCACCAUGGGUAAGCUCAUGGAGAAGGCUGGUGACAUGCUGGGCAGCAAGAACCUGGAGGAGCGUGGACACGAGAAGCGUGAGAACAAGGGCAGCAACUACUAA
Molecule: messenger RNA, 855 nt
Organism: Hirsutella rhossiliensis
Lineage: Eukaryota; Fungi; Ascomycota; Sordariomycetes; Hypocreales; Ophiocordycipitaceae
Exons: 2
Coding region: 1-855 (284 amino acids)
Source: RefSeq, a predicted model, not a curated record